CUGACUGAUGAACAGCAAGUGCUAGCAGUGAUCCGUUCCUUGCCUCAAAGCUGGGAGCACAUGAAGGUGCACCUGACCCAUAAUGAAAACAUCAAAACCUUUGAAGAUGCCAUGCGCCAUCUUGAGUUAGAAGAGGAUUGCCUCCUGGCGGCGAAACCAGAAACCGACAUCUAUUAUGCUGGUUCUAGCUCACAUGGGGCUUCGAGCUCCAAGCGCAAGCGUGUCGAAAGGUUUAUGAAAUGGAAAGGCAAGGGAACAAGUUCUUCGGGUAAGAAACCAAAAUUUAAUCAACAAGACAAAGGAAAGCGUUCUUUUGUUAAGAAGAUGUCGAGGGUGAAAUGCUACAACUGUAGCAAGAAGGGCCACUUCGCUCGCGAUUGCGGCGAGCCAAAGAAGAUUCGGGAGCAACAGACCAUGUAGCGAAGGAUAGAGAAGCCUUCGUAGAAUUCCGACGAGUUCCAACGGGAACUAAAUGGAUUUAUGUAGGGAACAACUCCAGAGCUGAGGUUAAAGGAAUUGGCAACUGCCAGUUAAUUAUGCAUGGUGGACCCACUUUGUUCCUACAUGAUGUAUUAUAUGCUCCGGAAAUUCGUCGGAACUUAGUGUCUGUUUUAGUGUUGAUUCGACUUGGUUUUAAUUUGAACUUCCAUAACAAUGGUGUAGACUUGUAUUUAGGUACGAGUUAUUAUGGUUGUGGUUAUUUUCUAGAUGGUUUUAUUGUACUGGAUGUUGAUUCUGUAAAUGUCAAUGUUUGUUAUU
Molecule: messenger RNA, 759 nt
Organism: Syzygium oleosum
Lineage: Eukaryota; Viridiplantae; Streptophyta; Magnoliopsida; Myrtales; Myrtaceae
Exons: 2
Coding region: 61-420 (119 amino acids)
Molecular function (GO): zinc ion binding; nucleic acid binding
Source: RefSeq, a predicted model, not a curated record